GAGAGAGAGAGAGAGAGAGAGAGAGAGAGGACACGAACGGAAGGGAGGCAGAAAACCACAGGAAAGCGCAGCCGUGGUGUGUGGAGGCUCCGCGCAACGCUAUUUUCGGGGCGUGCGUAAAGGCGCGAAGCGGAGAAACACGUUCAGUGGAUACAUCGUUGUUUAGUCCCUUUCCCCCCCCCGUUCUCCUCCCCCCCUGGACAUGUCUCCGUGGCCCGCGGGGCGAUGUGUAGGCUGCGUCGCGGCCAGAGAGAGGAGGCGGUGAUCCCGGGCUGCGCGUCGCCGCCUUGUUCCUCUCCGCUCUGGAUGUUACUGGAAGUUCUCGUUUGUGACGCUCGCCUCUUCGCCGGGGAGACGCGGAACGCGGCCGCACUCCGGACGACCGAACAGACUUGAGACGCUGUGGUUUCCUCCUCCUCCUCGUCCUCACAUCGCGUUGGCCGCUCGGCUCACUGACGAUGUGAGACACGGUGGUAGUGUUGCGAAGUCGACCCAUGACAAACCGCCGCGUCCAGCUGUUCGAUCCGCCGCUGUGACCAUUCAUUCACGCCUGUUCCUGGAGGGGGGGGGACCGCGGGGGGGACGGGGGACGGGGGGGGGUUCGGACAUGCCGGGGCGAACUUUUCGAGGAUGAAGAAGCUCCGUGUUCCGAUUGCAACAUCACCUUCUUCUCCUCCUUCUUCUUCUCGUUCUUCUUCUUCUUCUUCUUCUGCUGCUGAGCCCGAUUCGACGACCGCGUGCUUUUUGUUUGAGUCGCGUUCGAGGCGAUUUCGCCAGUUCCAUGUCGCGCGCACAGGAGAGCUGACGUGCGCCUCGGAUAUGGGGGAACACUGCGGUGACGCGCUGCUGCUGCUGCCGCUGCUGCCGCUGCUGUGAAGUUUUGUGGAAAAACUGAUUUACCGAAGCCGAUCGUGAAUGACUGAGACGCCCGGCGGCUGGUAGGGAACCGACCCCUUCUGCGCCCGCUUCUGACGCCGCGCACCGCCGCCCCCGGCGCCGCUGCGAGGCAGCUCGCGGACCCGGUCACCCAACCUCCUCCUUUCCCUCGUCCGGAGCCCGACCAUGGAGGAGUGGAGACAGUGCGGCCGGUGGCUGAUCGACUGCAAGGUCCUGCCCCCCAACCACCGGGUCGUGUGGCCCUCGGCGGUCGUCUUCGACCUGGCGCAGGCCCUGCGCGACGGCGUGCUCCUGUGCCAGAUGCUGCACAACCUCUCGCCGGGAUCCGUGGACCUGAAGGAGAUCAACUUCAGGCCGCAGAUGUCACAGUUCCUGUGCCUGAAGAACAUCCGGACGUUUCUCAAGGUGUGCCACGACAAGUUCGGCCUGCGCAACAGCGAGCUGUUCGACCCCUUCGACCUCUUCGACGUCAGAGACUUCGGCAAGGUCAUCUCCGCCCUGUCGAGGAUCUCCCACCACAGCAUCGCACAAAUCAAAGGCAUCAGGCCCUUUCCGUCGGAGGACACCGCUCUGAACGAGGAUGACGUCUACCGGAGCCUUGAGGAGCUGGCAGAUGAGCAUGACCUGGGCGAGGACGACAUCUACGACUGCGUGCCGUGCGAGGACGACGGCGACGACAUCUACGAGGACAUCAUUAAGGUGGAAGUACGACAACCCAUGAUCCGAUACAUGCAGAAAAUGGGCAUGACGGAGGAUGACAAGAGGAACUGCUGCUUGGUGGAGAUCCAGGAGACGGAGGCCAAGUACUACAAGACUCUGGAGGACAUCGAGAAGAACUACAUGAUCCCACUGAAGCAAGUGUUGAGUCCACAGGAUAUGGAGGCGAUCUUCGUCAACCUGGAGGAUGUAAUAAAAGUCCACUUUGCCCUGUUGCGAGCCAUCGACCUGAACAUGGUGACGGGAGGGAGUGGCCUGGGGAAGAUCUUCCUCGACUUCAAGGAACGGUUGUUGAUCUACGGCCAGUACUGCAGUCACAUGGAAAACGCCCAGAAAACACUGGAUGAGCUAAUAGCCACACGCGAAGACGUGAAGAUUAAAGUGGAGGAGUGUACGCUGAAAGUGCAAGAGGGGAAGUUCAAGCUGCAGGAUCUCCUGGUGGUUCCCAUGCAGAGGGUACUGAAGUACCACCUACUACUGAAGGAACUUUUAGGUCACUCAGCCGACCGACCAGAGAGGCAGCAGCUCAAGGAGGCACUGGAAGCCAUGCAGGACCUGGCCAUGUACAUCAACGAAGUCAAGCGGGACAACGAGACGCUGAAGAAGAUCAGCGAAUUCCAAAGUUGCAUCGAAAAUCUCCAGGUGAGGCUGGAGGAGUACGGGCGGCCAAAGAUAGACGGAGAGCUGAAGGUGUGCUCCAUCGUCAACCGGACAAAACAGGACCGGUAUAUUUUCCUGUUUGACAAAGUGGUCAUCGUCUGCAAGAGGAGAGGCUACAGCUACGAGCUCAAAGAGAUCAUCGAACUGCAGUCGUACAAGAUGUCGGACGACCCCAUGAACAACAGGGACGUGAAGAAGUCAAGUGGAAAAAUGUGGUCUUACGGUUUCUACCUGAUCCACCUGCAAGGGAAGCAGGGCUUCCAGUUCUUUUGUAAAACGGAGGACACCAAAAGGAAGUGGAUGGAGCAGUUCGAAAUGGCCAUGUCCAACAUCAAGCCGGAGAGAGCCACGGCCAAUCAGCAUAACUUCCAGAUGCACACGUUCGACAAGAACACCAACUGUCGAGCCUGCAAGAUGCUCUUGAGGGGCAUCUUCUAUCAGGGCUACUUCUGCUCUCGCUGUGGAACGGGAGCACACAAGGAGUGUCUGGAAGUCAUCACCAUCUGUAAAAUCAAUCCCCUCGACUUGGAACCUGGAAUGUCAUCAGGUCCCAAGAUGGUGGCAGUGAGGAACUACCACGGCACGCCCACGCCGCCGGGGAAGACGCCGCUCUCCUUUCAGACGGGGGAUUUCAUCGAGCUGCUGAAGGGAGACCCGGACACGACGUGGUGGGAGGGAAAGCUCAUACAGACGCAGAAGAGCGGCUUCUUUCCCAGCUCGUGCGUAAAGCCCUGGUUGGACCCAAAGCCCUUCCAGUCAUUGUCGAGCCGGCAGACCUCGAGGGAAGCAGACUACUUUGGAUAUCCUUGGUUCGCGGGGAACAUGGAGCGCCAGCAGGCCGACAACCUCCUCAAGUCCCACAGCAGCGGCACGUACCUCAUCAGAGAGAGGACGGCCGAGGCGGAGAGGUUCGCCAUCAGCAUCAAAUUCAACGACGAGGUGAAGCACAUUAAGGUCAUCGAGAAAGACAGCUGGAUUCACAUCACCGAGGCCAAGAAGUUCGAGAGUCUUCUGGAGCUGGUGGAGUACUAUCAGGCGCAUUCGCUGAAAGAAAGCUUCAAGUUGUUAGAUACCACGCUGCGGUACCCCUACAAGUCGCGAGAACGCUCGCUCACGCGGGCCAGCACGCGCUCACCAGCAGCCACCUGCGCCUCCUACAACUUCUCCUUCCUCAGUCCCCAAGGCCUCAACUUCUCCUCUCCUCAGAGCCCGGCUCCCUUUUGGUCAGUGUUCACGCCGCGGGUGGUCAGCACGGCCGUGGCCAGGUACAACUUUGCCGCGCGGGACAUGCGGGAGCUGUCGCUGCGGGAGGGGGACGUGGUGAAGAUCUACAGCAAGAUCGGCGGCGACCAGGGCUGGUGGAAAGGCGAGGCCAACGGACGCAUUGGAUGGUUUCCGUCGACCUACGUGGACGAAGAGGGGGGGCAGUGAGGCCGGCGCGUUCACUGGCCUGGCUCCUUUUUAAAAAAAAAUUAUAAUCAGGAACCAUCUUCUACCUUCUGUGCUCAGAGAAAAUUACUCUCUCCAGGAAAAACAACAACACAAGGAAUACAGAAAAAAAGAGAACUCUUUUUCUCCGUGGUUGUUUUUUUGAUGGAUGCUCGUUUUUUCCGCGGCGAGCCGUCUCUCACCCCGCCUUUUUUUUUUUUGUCCAUCUUCAAUUAUGCAUCGGCUUUUGCUCUUUGUUUUGUUUUGUUUUCUCUCGCGGGACGUCCCGUUUAAUUUGUGUACAGGAAAAGAACGAGAGGGGGGGGGGGGGAAACCUGCCACGCUGUCCGUCUGCCUCCGCGCUGCACUGCAGAGGCUUCACUGAACUGGAGACACAGCGCUGAGCCGACGACGGAUCGCUCCCCCCCCCCCCCUGUUUUUCUGUUGCAGGUCUAUGUGAGGUGAAAUAAUUGUACAGUAUAGAUAAUUUAUUGAAUAGAGAUUAUUAUCAUUACGAAUGAUUAUUGUGCAGAAGUUGAUUUUAGCAAAAGGAAUCGGAUGAGGAAAAACUCAAAUGAGAGAAAGAAAGAAAAGACGAAGAAGAAGACGAAGAAGAAAAAAAAGACAGAUGCUCUGUUUUCAUGUCGAGAGAUUUUUUGCCUUAGUUGUCAUGGUGACGCCUUGUGGGCUGACACCGGUGGAGGGGAAUCAACUUUGUGGACAGGUUUUUACUUCUCCGUGUGUGCAUGUGCCCAUGUGCGGCCCACACACACACACACACACACACACACACACACACGCCGACCAAUGUACAGUACGGUGCCUUUGAAGAAUGGUCGUUCACUGAACCUCAACAUCGGCCGGUUGAGAACCGUGCCGUCCGUCCGUCCGUCCGUCCGCACCCAGAGGAUUAACUCACUACAGGAGGGCAGAGGAACUUAUACACAGCGAACUGGAGGGGGGAAAAAAAAUCCAGACGGUGAAGCAUUCAACCCGUCCCGCCCGGAGACUUGGAUGGACUCGCGCGGAAUCGGCGGAGGGGUUGUUGUUCUUGGUUUUUUUGAUAGCCGACAACAAUCACACACACGUACACAGUUCACUCCAUCAGUCUUUGGCGUCAGGAAUCAAAAGGGAAACAUUCAAACAUUCCACUCGACAAACCACUUUACACUUUUGAAAUCUCGGUAUUCGUCGUCUGAUUGACUUCUUUUUUUGCACAGAAUCAAGAUUAUUUUCUUCCUUUUUAGUUUUGAGAACUGGACCGAUAGUUUUUUUUUUAAUGUGAUUAUUAUUUUGAAGCCAAAUUCAACCAUGAGUCGUCAUGAUUUAUUUUUUGUACCUUGCCUUAUUUUUUUAAUUUUGAUUUUUUUUUUUUUUUACAGAUGAUCAGGUGAUGGGAUUUUUUUUUAUUAUUUUUUGCUCAAUAUUACUCGUUUUACAAGCGUGACAUAGAUUCUGGUGAACAAUAAAUAAAAACGGUGUCAUGAGAGUUUUAAUCUGAAGGAAAGACUGUGUGUGUGCUAAUUCACCCGGAAUCCACAGGAGGAGCCCUCGAUCCCUUUGUGCUCAGUGUUUGCCAUUUACUUCCAGUAUGUUCUGAGAGACAUUAAUCCUUUUUUAUUGAUUUAUAGAACCACAGCUUUCAUUAAAGAGAAAAGAAAAAUGUG
Scophthalmus maximus (turbot) is the source of this 5369-nucleotide messenger RNA. RefSeq names its product vav 2 guanine nucleotide exchange factor (gene vav2). NCBI's taxonomy places the organism in Eukaryota, Metazoa, Chordata, Actinopteri, Pleuronectiformes, Scophthalmidae. Gene Ontology annotation, molecular function: protein binding; guanyl-nucleotide exchange factor activity. Gene Ontology annotation, biological process: intracellular signal transduction; regulation of GTPase activity; cell migration. Bases 1063 to 3705 code for a protein of 880 amino acids. The transcript is spliced from 30 exons. Gene Ontology annotation, cellular component: cytoplasm. The record is from RefSeq and is a predicted model, not a curated record.